Acanthosepion pharaonis is the source of this 1290-nucleotide messenger RNA. The record is from the annotation of a GenBank genome assembly. NCBI's taxonomy places the organism in Eukaryota, Metazoa, Mollusca, Cephalopoda, Sepiida, Sepiidae.
AUGCGAUCAUUCGAUUUUAAAUAUGUCAAAUUGAUUCAGGUUCUUUUCUCAUCUCUUUUUACACUUCCUACUAUUCUUUACCUUUUCCUUUUUAUUAUUUCUUCUUCUCCUUCUCCUUCUUCUUCUUCUCCUUCUUCUUCUUCUUCUUCUUCUUCUGCACCACUUGAUACAUCUCUUUUUUCAUCCUUCUCCUACUUCUUUCUUUCUUUCUCUCUUUCUUUCUUUUUUCUUUCUUUCUUUCUAUUCUUUACUUCUCCAUUUCUCCAUUCUCUUUUUAGUUUUAUACUUCUUCUUCAUGUCGUUUUCCUUUCCAUCUUUUUAUCUCUUUCUUCGUCAUCAUCUUCUUCUUGUUCCUCUCCUUUUCCUUUUCGUCAACAUAUUCUCCUCUUAUAUCGUAUUAUUAUACUCCCCUCCUUGUCAUUAUUAUUAUUGUUUUUUUAUAUCCUUUCUUCUUCUUCUUCUUCUUCUUCUUCUUCUUCUUCUUCUUCUUCUUCUUCUACACCAUCUGAUCCAUCUGUUUUUCCUCUCUCUCCUUCUCUUUCUCCUUCUUUCUUUCUUUCUUUCUUUCUUUCUUUAUUUCUUUAUUUAUUUAUUUCCUCUCAUUUUCUUCUCCAUUUCCCUAUUCUCUUUUAUUAUCCUUUUUGGAUUUAUACUUCUUGCCGUUUUUCUUCUUUUUUUUUCCUUUUAUCUCCUUCUUCGUCAUCAUCCUUUUUCCUUUUCGUAAGGUUCCUAUUCCUAUCUUUCCUUCUUUAUCCUCUUCCUCCUCCUCUUCUUCUUCAUGUAUUUUCCCUUCUGAUAUCUUCUUCUGUGGCUUUUUCUUUUCUUCUUCUCAUUAUUAUCAUUAUUGUUGUUGUUGUUGUUGUUGUCGUCGUCGUCGUCGUCGUCGUUCUUCUUCUUCUUCUUCUUCUUCUUCUUCUUCUUCUUCUUCUUCUUCUUCUUCCUUCCCUUCUUGCUCUCUGUCCUCUUCCUUCUCUCAUUUUCACUCUUGUUCUCUUCCCCACUCCCCAUACCCCUACCACUUCUCCAUUUAACAUACUUUCCUUUUCUUUAUGUCCCCCAUUAUUAUCGGUUCAAUCAAACUAUACACUGAAUAAUUAUUUCGUAACAUUUUUCUUUCUCUCUCUCUCUCUCUCUCUCUAUCUAUCUAUCUCUUUCUCUCUCUUUCUCUCACUUUCUCUCUUUUCUUCUUCUUCUUCUUCUUCUUCUUCUCUCUCUCUUUUCUUCUCUCUUCUUCUCAAUUAUAAUUUCCAUUAUCAUCAAUUCACACCCGCGCGAACCCAAGUUGCAUAA